AUGACAGACGAAGAAUGUAGUCCCAAGUUUCCUGGUGUCCCACGACACACGUACUGCAAGCUAGGUGUAGAAGAUCUUCGUCGAAGCAUCAGUGGCUUCUCUCACUCAUUAGACUGGUUUGAGGAAAAGCAAAUGCUCAACGAUAGUCUUGAUCUCAAAAAUCACAAUGCAGGUUAUGUGGAUAUGAGUCCUCAAAGAAGGAAAUCAGCUCCGGAGGGCUACUAA
Molecule: messenger RNA, 225 nt
Organism: Sclerotinia borealis F-4128
Lineage: Eukaryota; Fungi; Ascomycota; Leotiomycetes; Helotiales; Sclerotiniaceae
Source: the annotation of a GenBank genome assembly